AUCAAGGGCCUGAUAUACGCACAAUUCAAACAGUUUUGUCCAGACCAGUAUUUUAUGGGCGCCAGCUGCUCUCUCUCGGCCGCUUUUCGGCUCCAUAAUCGGCCGCUGCCUCCUCGUGUCGUCCAAAGUCAUGAGGGCUGUCAACCUACAGGUCUAUCACUCUCCGGGCCAGUCAUAGACCGCACUUUCGUCCGGCAGGGCCGGGAAGACCAGUGCUCGUCUGCCCUACUGAACUUAGGGGAUAGAGCUUGGCGACAAGAACUAGUAUGGCCCAGUAGGUCGGGCCGCCGGAAAAUGGCAUUCGCCGCCCACUCUUUGCCAUCUGCCUGA
Molecule: messenger RNA, 330 nt
Organism: Protopolystoma xenopodis
Lineage: Eukaryota; Metazoa; Platyhelminthes; Monogenea; Polystomatidea; Polystomatidae
Source: the annotation of a GenBank genome assembly